AUGCCUUUCCCCAAGCUCCCACCUAAUGUCGCCUACAUCCGGCUCUCCAACCCAGCGAGACGUAACGCUCUGAGUCUUGGCGUCCUGCAGGAUCUUAAGAGACAGCUCACCGAGGCUCUCACAUCCCCCGUGAGUGGACAGCUUCGCAUCUUGCCGCCUUUUCAAACCCGGAUCUUGGAAGACUUGGAGAAGGCUGUGCGUCGAGACGACACAACGAGCGAGCAGUGGAAGAAGUACGGUUGGCUGGUCAAUUCUUCUGAAUGGAAGAGGGAGAGAGCUGGACUUCCUGAUGUGCUGGUGCUACGCAGCGAGGGGCCGGUAUUUUCAUCCGGACAUGAUCUGAAGGAACUUUCGAACCUUUCCCAUGAUGAGGUCAAACUCCUCUUCAGCCUCUGCGCAGAAGUCAUGACAUUGAUCAGACGGAGUCCGAUCUUGAUCGUUUGUCCAAUUCAAGGCCUCGCCACGGCUGCAGGCUUUCAAUUGGCCAUGGCAACAGACUUUCCUAUCGCGUUGGCGGAUACAAAGUUUGCUUUACCGGGAGCAAAGAUUGGGCUGCCUUGCACCAGUCCAUCGACAGCCGUCUCGCGCCGUUUACCUCCUGGAGCGACAUAUCGACUGUUGGCAACAGCACAGCCUGUCAAGGCAUCGGAUAUCCCAGGGGCAGUUGACAUUGCUCAAGUCUCAGAAAAAGAUCAAUCGAGUGAGGCUAGCAGCGCGGCGUUUGAAAGCCGUGUUUCAACAGUCAUUAAUCAACUAGCAGCCAUGUCUGCUCAGCAGCAAGCGGUUGGAAAAUGGGCAUAUUGGACGCAACUUGGCAUGGGAGCAUCCGACGGCGAAGAAGGUGGCGAUGGCUUCGAAGCUGCGGCUCGUUGGGCAGGAAGGGUCAUGGCUUUGCAUGCGAAGAGUGAGGAUGCUAAGGAGGGCAUCGGGGCAUUCCUGCAAAAGAGGUCUCCUGAUUGGGUCAGCAAGUCUUCAAAGCUGUAG
Messenger RNA from Fusarium keratoplasticum, 984 nucleotides. RefSeq lists its product as uncharacterized. Lineage: Eukaryota; Fungi; Ascomycota; Sordariomycetes; Hypocreales; Nectriaceae. Bases 1 to 984 code for a protein of 327 amino acids. The transcript has a single exon. Gene Ontology annotation, molecular function: hydro-lyase activity. The record is from RefSeq and is a predicted model, not a curated record.